AUGUUGCCUCCUACUGCUUUGAGCUUCUGUCCACAUACUGGUUAAGUGUUUGGGUUGAUGAUCAACCUCUACCUGAUGGAUCCCAGGAUGUUGAUUUGCGUAACUGGAGGCUAACUGUCUAUGGAUUGCUAGGACUAACACAAACUCUCUUCUUUCUUCUGUCAAAAACUAUGUUGUUCAUUAGUGCUGUUCGUGCAAGUCGAGUUCUCCAUCACUGCAUGCUUCAAUCUGUGAUGCGGGCUCCCAUGUGUUUCUUUGACACUACUCCCAUGGGUAGGACUUUAAACAGGUUUGGAAAGGAUAUUGACGUGGUCGAUAUACAGAUUCCUUUAAAUUUUAAUGGUGGGAUUGAUUGUCUUUUACAAGUUUUAUCAAGUAUCAUCAUUAUCUCUGUCACUAACCCAGUCUUCAUUGCUGCUGCUAUACCAAUUGGUCUUAUCUACCUAUUUAUUCAGAAACUGUAUAUUGGCUCAUCACGACAACUAAAGAGAAUAGAAUCAGUCACAAGGUCACCAAUCUACAAUCAUUUCUCAGAAACACUCAAUGGAACAAGCACUAUUCGAGCUUUCUGUGCUCAGGAGUUUUUUAUCGGUCAAUCAAACGUCAAAGUGGACUUGAACCAAAAUACUUUUUUCUGUCCUUAUUAACAAACAGAUGGAUAGCUGUUAUAUUGUACUUGCUAGGAUCUUUAAUCUCCUUCUUCACAGCUUUGUUUGCUGUUCUUAGUCGAGGUUGGAUUAGCCCCGGUAUUGUCGGUCUUACAUUAUCAUAUGCCAUUCAUCUGCCAGAUACUUUCAGUUGGUUGGUACGAAUGCUUUCUGAUUUGGAAACAAAAAUUGUGUCAGUGGAGAGGAUUGAUGAGUUCUCUGUUCUUCCAU
Limulus polyphemus (Atlantic horseshoe crab) is the source of this 878-nucleotide messenger RNA. RefSeq names its product canalicular multispecific organic anion transporter 1-like. Gene Ontology annotation, biological process: transmembrane transport. The record is from RefSeq and is a predicted model, not a curated record. The coding region runs from base 171 to 647 and encodes 158 amino acids. Gene Ontology annotation, molecular function: ATP binding; ABC-type transporter activity. Gene Ontology annotation, cellular component: membrane. The transcript is spliced from 7 exons. Lineage: Eukaryota; Metazoa; Arthropoda; Merostomata; Xiphosura; Limulidae.